AUGUCCUUACUCCCUUCCAUCAUCAGCAACCCAACAGGAUUAAAGCCACAUCAACCACUGAUCAUCUUCCAGUCAUCUUCCGCACAGACAUGUUAUCCUAUCUUGAGGAUUCUGAUCUCAAAUUUCAAACCGGCUACCCAGACUCUACUGUUCUGCUUCUUGCAUCCACCAUCGAGCUUGACGAACAUCGAUGAGGCUCCAAAUAUCACUGCAUUCGACUUCACUGGGCGAGUUCCUGGGUAUGACGAUCCGUGGUGUGGUCCUCAGGACGAAAUACUGGCUUGCGUCAAUUCUGUACCUCCGGGAUCACUGAAUGUGAUCAUCGACUCGGUGGAUACAUUGACAUCUGAUCUCGGAUCCACACCAAAGGCUUACAAGUUUAUUCGGACGCUCCUUGGGCUGGUUACAACACGUUCCGAACCUUCGAUCCUCGCAUUACAUCUCCAGCCCAGUCCUCUUCUCGAACUAUUAAAUCAAACUUCCCUUUCACCGACGCUUGUUCAUCUAACUGCGCAUCCCCCGGCUAUCAUCACACAUCUCGCCUCUGCAUAUCUUACACAUCCUCCACCAGCUGGUCCGGCAGAGAAGUUUUGGAGUGUCUUUAUCCCCUUCUCUAAGCGUACACAUGAAAUUGAGCGCCUGCUUUACGGCCCCGAAGGCAAUGGGACGAGUGCCGGUGCGUGGGUGAGCAAAGGCACGAGGGAAUUCGUGGUGGAGGUCAUUUUAAGGGGCGGGAGUCGGCGCGGUGUGGAGAGGACUGUUGAGGGCUGGAAAGGAGAUGUCCCGUGCGACCUGCGAGCUCUUGAAAGCCUGAAAGGUAUUUGGACCAGGAAGAAAGCGGACGAGGCUCGGCCAGAUCCAACGCAGAACGUAUCGUUCAAUCUGAAUCUCACGCCGUCGCAGGAGAAAUCGCGAGCCCAAGUGCCCCUGCCCUAUGCACACGAAGGUGGUGCUCCAUUUCUCUAUUCUUUAUGCAACCCUAUUACAACAGCUGGGGCGAUUCUGUAUGACCCUGAUUCUGCUGAUGACAUUGAUGACGACGAUCCUGAUGAGGACUUGGAUAUAUAG
Suillus clintonianus is the source of this 1068-nucleotide messenger RNA. RefSeq lists its product as uncharacterized. Gene Ontology annotation, molecular function: tRNA binding. Gene Ontology annotation, cellular component: nucleus; elongator holoenzyme complex; cytosol. Gene Ontology annotation, biological process: tRNA wobble uridine modification. The record is from RefSeq and is a predicted model, not a curated record. The transcript has 5 exons. Bases 1 to 1068 code for a protein of 355 amino acids. NCBI's taxonomy places the organism in Eukaryota, Fungi, Basidiomycota, Agaricomycetes, Boletales, Suillaceae.